This is a messenger RNA of Ochotona princeps (American pika), 2111 nucleotides long. RefSeq names its product adaptor related protein complex 1 subunit sigma 2 (gene AP1S2). The record is from RefSeq and is a predicted model, not a curated record. Gene Ontology annotation, biological process: intracellular protein transport; vesicle-mediated transport. Gene Ontology annotation, cellular component: AP-1 adaptor complex; membrane coat; intracellular membrane-bounded organelle. The coding region runs from base 295 to 756 and encodes 153 amino acids. NCBI's taxonomy places the organism in Eukaryota, Metazoa, Chordata, Mammalia, Lagomorpha, Ochotonidae. Gene Ontology annotation, molecular function: clathrin-cargo adaptor activity. The transcript is spliced from 5 exons.
GCUCGCGGUUCCUGCGCGGCCUCCGGUUGCCGUUGCUGCCGCGGGGCCGUUUCCCGCGCGCCGCCAGCCCGCCUCUCCGGCAGCCGCAGCCCCGGCUCCUCCCUCGGCCGGCCCCCGGGGCGGAGUCUGCGGGCUCGCCCUCCCCUGGCCGCCUCAGCCGGCGAGCCGACAACCGGGUCCCCUCCCCGCAGCAACACGGCGUCUCCCGCUCGCCGCGAAGACAGGGGCUUCCCCGCCGCCGCCGCCGCCGCCGCCUCCGGCCGAGCCCCGCCGCGCCCGCGGCCCGCGGCCGCCAUGCAGUUUAUGUUGCUUUUUAGUCGUCAGGGGAAGCUUCGACUGCAGAAAUGGUAUGUGCCACUGUCAGACAAAGAGAAGAAAAAGAUCACAAGAGAACUUGUUCAGACUGUCUUAGCACGGAAACCGAAAAUGUGCAGCUUUCUCGAGUGGCGAGAUCUGAAGAUUGUUUAUAAAAGGUACGCAAGUCUGUAUUUCUGCUGUGCCAUUGAGGACCAGGACAAUGAACUCAUUACCCUGGAAAUAAUUCAUCGCUAUGUGGAGUUACUUGACAAGUAUUUUGGCAGCGUGUGUGAACUUGAUAUUAUCUUCAAUUUUGAGAAGGCUUACUUUAUUUUGGAUGAGUUUCUUUUGGGAGGAGAAGUUCAAGAAACAUCCAAGAAAAAUGUCCUUAAAGCCAUUGAGCAGGCUGAUCUACUGCAGGAGCCACGGCAUGAAUAUUUUAAUGUCCCUGUGUACUAACUGACUACUCGUCGUGUGUGCAGAAUUUCACAGAGGAAAUAGAGCUGAUGUAAUGAAAGAAAAUCCCUCAGCUUGCUGACUGGUUACCCUGUAUGAGAACUCCAGUACCUUUACCGUUGUUGUUUUCUCCUGUUCCUAUUCCUGACUCAUGUGUUUUAUUUUCAUUAUAUUCGUCAAUUUGAUAUUGCUCAUUCCUCUACAGUUCACUAAUUUCUUCUCAACAAAAAUAUGGCCUAUGAAUGUUCUGAGUUAAUUUCUAUCUUAAACACAUACAUAUUGUCAUUAAUAAACCACCUAUGAUUAAUCUAGAGAGGAAUCUGGCAAUCGUUUACCAAAGAAAAUACAGCUCAAGUGCCAGGUCAUGAUAAGCAAUGCCAUGAUCCAUGGUGUGCACUGGCUUUCAAAUGUCAGGACCAAGAUAAACACUCUUUAACGUGAUUGUGCUUAGUCUAUGUGAGCUAAUGUCUCCUAAUAUACCACACCAAAGUAUACGUGGAAAUAAUACAAGAAAGUGAGAUUAAUUUGAUUAUAUAAUAUAUACAGUUAGAACACUGCAUUUUUAAGAAAGUUUGCAGUGCCACAUACAUGUCAUCACUUUCAUGCUGUGUUGUAUCACACUGCCCCUCCAGGGACUUUGAGAGAGCUGUUUCAAGUCCUUUAGGCAGUAUCUGCUGCUCAGUGGUAGUCCUUUCCAAACGUUGCAGACUUCAUUCAUAUAGCUCAAAAAUUCUAAUAGCCUUAAAGCCUAAACAUAUUUUGCUAGUUGUUGCUCUCUAACAUUUUGAGUAUUCAUUUCACUAUUGCUUUGUUAAUUAUAUUUCUGAAUGUUAAAACUUUUAAUAGCACUAUUGCAUAUGCUUUUAAAUAAAACGUAGCAUAUUAUAAAAGGCAAAGUACUAAACAGCUCAUUGUUUAUAUGAGUUAAAUAAGUUGUCAUUAAGCAGUAACUUCAAGAUAGUUGAACUAGUUAACCAGUGCAAGAAAACCUAUGAAAAUGUGUUUUGACCAAACUUAGUAUAAGCAGGAAAUGUGAAUCUACAGCUCACUUCCAUUCUCAACCAUUUGGUAAUGGGUGGAGCUCUCCAGUGAGCAUUUGAACCGAAUUCAUUUGAAACAUUGGUCUUUCAUUUCCAUGUUUUUCCUCCACCAACUCUCCCCAGCCCUGCAAUGUGUUAUUCAUCCUGUUUUAAUGCUGCAUAGAUACGCAUCGUCUCAUACCUGUUUGCUUUGGAUGCUGUGUGCUGAGCUGUAACAAAAUGUUGCUUCUUUUGUUACCCGUAAACAGCUGCUUGCUUUAAAUUAGUAGAUUCUGAAAUAACUUUUCUUGCAUGUCUUAAAUAAAAGUAUUGCAUGUA